Sphenostylis stenocarpa is the source of this 600-nucleotide messenger RNA. Lineage: Eukaryota; Viridiplantae; Streptophyta; Magnoliopsida; Fabales; Fabaceae. The record is from the annotation of a GenBank genome assembly.
AUGCAGGGUGGGUUUGAUGGGCUAAUGAAAGCGAAGAAGCCAGCGAAGGCCACCACGGCGGCAGAAACUUUAAGCGCAGCGGCGUUGCUGCCAUCCUCGGCAGAACCAGGCCCCUCAGCUGCAACGUCAUCGGCGGGAGAGGGCGCAGGAGCACUGAAAUUCAUGUCGUCGGCAUCGCUGACCGGGGCGGGUGGGGCCGAAGGCUCCUCCUUGGCAGGAGCGGAAGCUGUCGGAGGAGAGGAUGAAGAAGUGGGUGCUGAAGCCUUGGGAGGUGAAGCCUUGGGAGAUGAAGCUGAUGCUGAAGCCUGGGGAGAUGAAGAUGGUGCCGAAGCCUUGGGAGAUGAAGCUGGUGCCGAGGAUGAAGAAGUGGGUGGUGCAGCCUUGGGAGAUGAAGCCGGUGCCGUGGGAGAUGAAGUUGGAGCGUCAGGUGAAGAAGAUGGUGCGUCGGGUGAUGAAGAUGGUGCGUCGGGUGAUGAAGAUGGUGCCUUGGGUGAUGAUGAUGAUGGGGCUGGUGCUGACUCGGGAGACUGCGAGGGAGCUUCGCUGGCCAUGGCCACGCCCACGACGGCUACUAGGAGGAGAGCGGCGACGAAGGCGUGA